Bubalus bubalis (water buffalo) is the source of this 2506-nucleotide messenger RNA. RefSeq names its product DNA polymerase alpha 2, accessory subunit (gene POLA2). Gene Ontology annotation, biological process: DNA replication initiation; DNA replication. The coding region runs from base 393 to 2195 and encodes 600 amino acids. Gene Ontology annotation, cellular component: alpha DNA polymerase:primase complex. Gene Ontology annotation, molecular function: DNA binding. The transcript has 18 exons. Lineage: Eukaryota; Metazoa; Chordata; Mammalia; Artiodactyla; Bovidae. The record is from RefSeq and is a predicted model, not a curated record.
AACCUGGGUCUCGCGCAUGCGUGCGCCGUACAAAUCAUUUGGCGGGUUUUUCCGGGCUACACUGUUUUGCUCCCAUCUCUGAGAAGCUCUGCAGUGGCUUUUAGGAAGCAGGACGUUCCAGGAGAGCGAACUUCUCAAGCUUUCUGUUUUCUUUCUCUAGGCGUUUGAGGGCUUCCAAAAAAAGAAGGAAAUAGUGUUUCUCCGUGACUGACGACUGGGCCCUUCUGACCGCCUGAGGUCUUGGGCCAUUUGGUCACUCUCCGCCUCAGACCCUCGGAGGGUGAAAGGAUCAGAGGGACCUCGUUCUGCUCAUCGAUCUCCACGCUUGUGGGUUUCUUGGCGUCAGGUCGGAGCUAGGGUGGGCCCGGCCCCUGUCCCCCUCCUGGGUCAUCAUGGCUGUGUCCGCCCAGCUCUUGGUGGAGGAGUUGCAGAUCUUCGGCCUAGAAUGCGAGGAGGCUGUGAUUGAGAAAUUGGUAGAAUUGUGCAUUCUGUAUGGACAGAAUGAAGAGGGAAUGGCCAGCGAGCUUAUAGCCUUCUGCACCAGCACACGUAAAGACUGCUUUACCUUAGAGACCCUGAAUUCUUUUGAGCACGAGUUUCUGAGCAAAAGAGUAUCCAAAACCCGACAUGGCGCCUCCAAGGACAAAGGGCUCAGGCACGCAGGAGCCAGAGACAUUGUUUCCAUACAAGAGCUAAUUGAAGUGGAGGAGGAAGAGGAGACCCUCUUGAACUCUUACACCACACCCUCUAAGGGUUCUCAGAAGCGAACUAUCACCACCCCAGAAACCCCCCUCACAAAGAGGAGUGUGUCUGCUCGGAGCCCCCAUCAGCUCCUCUCACCAUCGAGUUUCUCUCCAAGCGCUACUCCCCCUCAGAAAUACAGCUCGAGAAGUAACCGGGGAGAAGUGGUUACCUCCUUUGGCUCGGCACAGGGGGUGUCUUGGUCCGGGAGAGGAGGAGCUAGUCCCCUCAGCCUGAAGGUCUUGGGACAUCCAGAGCCGCUCACCGGGAACUACAAAUACAUGUUUCAGAAGCUCCCAGACAUUCGAGAAGUUCUGACCUGUAAGAUAGAAGAACUUGGCAGUGAACUCAAGGAACAUUACAAAAUUGAGGCUUUUGCUCCCAUUCUAGUCCCAGCACAGGAGCCCGUCACCCUGCUGGGCCAGAUCGGCUGUGACAGCAACGGGAAGCUGAACCACAAGUCGGUGAUUCUGGAGGGAGAUCUGGAACAUUCCUCAGGUGCUCAGAUUCCAGUGGAUCUAUCUGAGCUCAAAGAAUAUUCUCUAUUUCCUGGACAGGUGGUGGUCAUGGAAGGAAUCAACACCACGGGUAGAAAACUUGUUGCCACCAGACUCUACGAGGGUGUGCCGCUCCCGUUCCAUCAGCCCGAUGAAGAGGAUGGAGAUUCUGAGCAGUUCAUGGUCCUGGUGGCCUGUGGGCCGUACACCACAUCUGACAGCAUCACCUUUGACCCCCUGCUCGACCUGAUCACCAUCAUCAACCGCGACCGUCCGGACGUCUGCAUCCUGUUUGGCCCUUUCCUGGACGCUAAGCAUGAACAGGUUGAGAGCUGUCUGCUGACGAGCUCAUUUGAAGAUGUUUUCAAGCAAUGUCUCCGAACAGUUAUUGAAGGAACACGAAGCUCCGGCUCCCACCUCAUCGUCGUCCCGUCGCUGAGAGACGUACACCACGAGCCCGUGUACCCACAGCCUCCCUUCAGCUGCUCCGACCUGCUUCGAGAGGACAAAAAGCGAGUGAAGCUUGUGUCCGAGCCCUGCACCCUCUCCAUAAACGGAGUGAUCUUUGGUUUGACAUCCACCGACCUGCUGUUCCACAUGGGGGCCGAGGAGAUUAGUAGUUCUUCUGGAACUUCAGACCGGUUCAGCCGAAUUCUUAGACACAUCCUGACCCAGCGGAGCUACUACCCGCUCUACCCACCCCAGGAGGACAUGGCCAUCGACUACGAGAACUUCUACCUCUACGCUCAGCUGCCCGUCACCCCCGACGUCUUCAUAGCCCCAUCAGAGCUGAGAUACUUCGUGAAGGACAUCCUCGGCUGCGUCUGUGUGAACCCGGGGCGCCUCACCAAAGGCCAGGUGGGGGGCACCUUCGGCCGACUCUACCUCAGGAGGCAGACCGCAGGCGGCCAGGGGCGACAGAGUCCGUGUGCUGCCGCCCAGGUGGUCAGGAUCUGAGCCACCGUCCUUCGUCAGCCCCGUCACGCGGGUCUCACAGACGUCGGGACUGGGAGUAGCCCUCUGACAGGCUCCCACCCGUGGAAGGGGCAGGGGCCCUCCGGGAAGGCCUCGGGCAGCUGGUCCCCAUCCCUGAGUCCAGCUUCUCUGGAAGAAAACUGUUGUUUCUUCCUGGACACUCGGAGUCCAGAGAGAACUGGCCGUGGGCGCAGCAUGCUCAGGAAGGCCAAGGCUUCACGAUUCCAUAUGUGAGUCAGACAGGGAAACAGCUUUUGGAGAAAUAGAAUAAAUUCUGUAACUUCUGCGUUGAA